Molecule: messenger RNA, 1008 nt
Organism: Peronospora belbahrii
Lineage: Eukaryota; Oomycota; Peronosporomycetes; Peronosporales; Peronosporaceae
Source: the annotation of a GenBank genome assembly
AUGAAUGGCUUUUUCGUCCCAGAGCCGAACGCCAGUGCUCGACAGCAAGAUCCGCAGAUUGCUGAGCUCAAAAAGCGCGGCAACUGCAAUUAUUACACGCUCCAGACACUAGCUGACUGUAUUCGUCAAGAUCUUCCUCUCUGCGUGAGUGUGUCAUCGGCCACCAAGAAAGAGAAUUUUGUAGUGUACAACUGCACUAUCUCGAGCGUGACCACUAAAAAUUCAUGGAGCGUAUCUUACCGCUACUCAGAGUUCCUCGUCUUUCAUAAAAAGGUGGCUGAGUCAUGGACUUGCGCGGACAAGGAUUGCUGUGGCUCGUGCCAAGCUAUCCGUGAUGUCAUGGCGGCUUUCUUUCCAAAGAAAUGUCCCGCAAUUGUAUUAACUUGGUCUAGAGCUAUAAACCACCGCAAAGCAAAACUAGAGGAUGUGUUGUUGUAUUUGCUUCGAUGCGUUUUGCUUCCCGGCAGUGCUAUGAAGUGCUUUCAUGCACGACAGAAACUACCCUCUCAUCUCUUGAAGUUUCUUGGUGUCAAGCAUGAUGCGGACAAGCGCUCACUUCUGCAAGUCUUUGUGGACAACUACCAGCCAGGCAUGAAGAGAUCAGCAACCUCCACAGACCUCUCGACGCUGAAGUGUCAGAGCACCAUGAAAAAAUCGUCAACCACGCCGAACUUGUCGUCACUUGGUACAAGAACAUCCUCAGGAGAUGUUCCUGGAGAUGUUGAUCAAUGCAUGAUUUGUCUGAAUGAUGUGGAGUUAUGCACUUCUAACGAAAUAGGCACCGACUGCAUUGACAGCUCUCCGAUCAUUCUUCUGUGCAAACAUGCUUUCCAUCGUGAAUGCAUCUUUGAAUGGGUAUUGUUCCAGUACCACUGCCCAGUUUGUAGAGCUCAGGUGGGGCCUUCCGCCGCCACGAACUACUGUCACCCAAAACACCAAGUACAAUGGUGGCUUGGCGACUUUAAGGAAAACCCGUUGACUUCAGCAGCCGCGUUGGAGCUACCAUAA